UCCCCCUUUCCCCCGGCCUCCCGGUGGGCAUAGCCCACGCAUCCAGAGCAUCGCCGGGCAUGGAGCAGUUCGUCAGGAAGCGCCUGACCUUCCUGACAUCCUUCUGGAACAAGCUCCGUCCCCGCUCCGUGACGGAGAGCUGCUCGCUGGGGUAUCUUGGCUCUGAUUCCGUUUCGCUCAACUCGGAGGCGACUUCCAUUUCCUUCAUCCCCAAGUCGUCUCUCUGUAUCGCUUUGUACGCUUUCACAGCCCGCAGCGCCGAGGAGCUGAGCAUAAGCGCAGGGGACAAACUGCGUGUCCUCAGAGAGGAGGGCGAGUAUGUAUUAGCCCGGCGGCUGCUGGGGGAGCCGGCCAUGGGCUACGUCCCCGCUGCCUACGUGGCCAACCUCAGCCAGGGCACCUCUGCUCACCGCCCCUGGUACUUCAGCAAGAUCAGCCGAAAUGAAGCGGAGCAGCUCCUCCUCUCGCCUCCCAACCAGCACGGCUCCUUCCUCGUCCGCGACAGCGAGAGCAGCAAGGGCGAAUACUCUCUCUCAGUGCGCAACAACGCCAAGGUCAGCCACUUCCGAAUCUGCAAGAGCCCCCGGGGCAGCCUCUACAUCCAGAAGGGACACCCCUUCCCCAACAUGGAGGAGCUGCUCGCCUUCUACACGGAGCACUGGAAGGUCAUCCAGAGCCCCCUGCUGCAGCCCUGCAGCCCCGCGACUCCCCCCGAGAGGGACGGCUGGGAGCGCCCGCGCUGGGAGUUCACCCUGCGGAGGAAGCUGGGAGAGGGCUACUUUGGAGAGGUGUGGGAAGGGCUGUGGAGGAACACCGUGCCAGUGGCCAUCAAGAUCAUUAAAGCUGACAUGAAAGCAGAAGACUUCACCAAGGAGAUUCAGAACCUGAAGCGCCUGAGGCAUGAGAAGCUGAUCCAGCUGCACGCCGUGUGCUCCCUGGAGGAGCCCGUGUACAUCAUCACCGAGCUCAUGCGCAAGGGCAACCUCCACAGCUACCUCAACAGUCCUGAAGGGAAGUCCCUGGGCACCUCCCACCUGCUCAACAUCUCCUGCCAAGUGGCGGAUGGGAUGAGGUACCUGGAGGAGAAGCACAUUGUCCACCGGGAUCUGGCAGCCAGAAACAUCCUGGUUGGAGAGGAGCUCACCUGCAAAAUCGCUGAUUUCGGACUUGCCCGGCUCCUCAAGGAUGACAUUUACUCCACCAGCAGCAGCACUAAAAUCCCAGUGAAGUGGACGGCCCCAGAGGCAGCCAACUACCGCACCUACUCCCUCAAGUCCGACGUCUGGUCCUAUGGGAUUCUGCUCUACGAGGUCUUCACGUAUGGACAGAUCCCCUAUGAAGGAAUGACAAACCAAGAAACCGUACGGCAAAUCACCAGGGGCUACCGCCUGCCCCGGCCCAGCCCCUGCCCUCCUGAGAUCUACAGCAUCAUGCUGGAGUGCUGGAAUGGCAACACAGAGGAGCGUCCCACCUUCCUGGCCCUGAGGGAGAAGCUGGGCUUCAUCUACAGGCGGCUGCUCAGCUCCCUCUCCUGAGGGACCCCUUCCCACCAUCCUUCCUGCACAAGCCCCUCCAGGCCAGCUCUUGCCAAGAAGUUCCUUCCUUCUGGUUUGCCCUCUGACAGGGCUACAAGGAAAGCACAUGCCCCCAGAAAACAGCCUGUGGCCCCUCACAGCCAGGGUGCAGGGAGGUGGCCAAGGCAGAAAGCAACAAGUUGUGCAGAGCUCGUUGCCAGCGCUUGGCUGUGUAACAGUUUGGAGAAGCCCCACGGAGGCAUCACUCAAAGUUUACAUCUUCGUUCACUCAGCAGGGUGGGAGGCCCCUGCUGCUCCCCACACAGACGUGAAGGUUUGCAGUUCAUGUUCAGUUGUGGCUCUGCUUGAUUUAUCUUGUAGUGUGUGUUCGGUGUAUUUAUCAAUAAAUGUGUGUGCAUCCACAGGGCGUUGCUGGAUGCUCCUCCCUCAGCACAUUGCUCCACUCCCUCCCAGGAAUCAUGGAAUGGCUGGGGUGGGCACAGCCCUAAAGCUCCUCUUGUUCCAACCCCCCUGGCAAGGACAGGACACCUUCCAGUAGAGCAGAUUGCUCCAAGCCCUGUCCAACCUGGGUGUGAACGCUUCCAGGGAUGGGUUCAAAGAGCCCACC
This is a messenger RNA of Melospiza georgiana, 2142 nucleotides long. RefSeq names its product src-related kinase lacking C-terminal regulatory tyrosine and N-terminal myristylation sites (gene SRMS). Gene Ontology annotation, biological process: protein phosphorylation; innate immune response; cell surface receptor protein tyrosine kinase signaling pathway. The coding region runs from base 60 to 1535 and encodes 491 amino acids. Gene Ontology annotation, molecular function: signaling receptor binding; non-membrane spanning protein tyrosine kinase activity; ATP binding. Lineage: Eukaryota; Metazoa; Chordata; Aves; Passeriformes; Passerellidae. The record is from RefSeq and is a predicted model, not a curated record. Gene Ontology annotation, cellular component: extrinsic component of cytoplasmic side of plasma membrane. The transcript has 8 exons.